GAAAAUGUCUCCGUUUCAAUAUCGCAAAGAGUUACCAAAAAAUUUCACGAAGUAUCACAAAUCCAUGGACAAGGAGAAUGCAUAUACGAUUGUACAAAAUGGCAAAUCUUCUGAGUGUAAACCCGACAGUGGAAAAAAGAAAGGACUGUCGUUGAAUGCGGAAUGCCGUGCUGUUAGUACGAUAUCGUUGCAAAAGUCUUCCGUUGGCAAAACACCAUUCGAAGUCUACUUCGAUAGUAAUGAGAAUGUCCGAUCACGUCCGCGUGUGCGAAAAGAUGUUUGCAGAAAAGAAAUUAGAGCCAGACGAGAUGUCGAAGCUCUUGAAAAAACAACCGUAAUGAUGACGAAAGUAGUGGAGGCUGACGAUUUUAAUUUACGUAAUAUCUCACGCAGAGCACGUUCUUCAAGCAACUGUCGUAAUAAAGUUUCUUUAGAUAAAACGAUUGAGGCAAAUAAUAAAUUAUUUCACAAUCGGGGCAGAUCUUGUUCCGAAAGCAGGAAGCAGCUUCCACGAUGUGUCGUACAAUCAUCUGAUGUUCAGAGAACCAGACAUCUCACAGAUGACGUUAAAAAACGAACGUUUUGCAGUAUCGAAAUGUGGAAAGAUAAGAUGAGGAAACCGUGUAAUGGUACCGUGCCAAAAAAUUUUUACAAAUAUAUAUUCGAAUGCAUUAAGUAUAGAUAAAACACAUGGCAAAACUAAGUUGCAAAGAAACUCAACUAAUUCCGUGGAUUUGCAAUCCAAAAUAUUACAAAAUGAUAAGAUAAAUCCGGAUAAAAAUAUCGAUAAACAAUUAUUAACAGACAAUAAUUUAACUAGCAUACUCAAACAUUUAUCACAUGAAAUCGCAGCAAUUCUGGAAGAUAAGACAUAUUUGAAUACACAAACUGAUGA
This is a messenger RNA of Pogonomyrmex barbatus (red harvester ant), 895 nucleotides long. RefSeq lists its product as uncharacterized. Lineage: Eukaryota; Metazoa; Arthropoda; Insecta; Hymenoptera; Formicidae. The record is from RefSeq and is a predicted model, not a curated record.